AUGGGUAAUAACACAUCUAACGUUAGAAAAUCGUCAGUUGAAAAUAAUUUCAGGAAAUCUACCACUUCCCAAAAUAACCAGCAGAAUUUAGAUGAAGAAUUCAGUGAUUUGAUUUUGCAUGAAGUCAGAAAGAAACAAGAGGAAUCCAAUGUUAAGAAAUUAAACAAUAAUCAGUUUUCUAAUGAUUUGAUCGAAGAUGAAUUCAAUGAGUUGAACGAUUUGAUUGAAACUGAUACAUCAGAAUUAUCAAGAAAUAUUAUUAAUGAUGAUGAUAUGGAUGUUGAAAUCAAUGAUGAUAUGGAAAUAGAUGAGUUAAACGAUGUUGAUUUUACUAAAGUAUUGAAUCAAUCUGAAGGUCAAGUACCUCCCAUGGAUCAAUCUCAAUCUCAAUCUCCAUAUGAAACCAUGCCCCAGAAAAUUCCUAAACAUCAGCCAAUUCAACAGAUGGGAACAUUACCCAACAGAAGACCAAAUGGAGGUAUUUCUUCACCUUCAAAUUUUGCUUAUCAUUUGAAUACCAAUUCUAAUAACAGCUCCCAACAAGACAUCAAGUUGGUUAAUGUUGAGAUUAAAUGGGUUAACAUAACUAAAGAGGAUAUUCAAAAAAUUUCUAUUAUUGGUUCAUUUUCUAAUUGGAGAAACAUCAUAAGGUUAAAACAAUCUACUACUCAUAAUAAUGAAUAUAACGUUACUAUCAAAUUACCUUUAGGUGUUCAUAAGUUGUUAUACAUCAUUAAUAAUGAAUAUCGAGUCAGUGAACAAUUACCAACAGCUACUGACCAAGAAGGGAUCUUUUUCAAUUGGUUUGAAGUCAUUGAUGAUUUACAUCUAUUUAAUCAUUCACAAAAUCAACCAAACAGGGAAAAUGCAUCUACUAAGUACGAUGCUAAUAUUAUUCAAUCUGCUGGACAAUUUGAAAUUAACGAAAUAAAGAAGAAAUCCAAUAGUUUCUUAGCUAGAAUUAGUAAGGAGGAGCCUAAUUUCGAACAUGUUGAAUUCAUGGAGAGUUCACCUGAACGUGAAGAUUCCACUCAAAAUCAACAUCAACAACAAGGCCAACAGCACCAACCACCCCAACAACAACAGCAACAACAACAACAGCACCAUCAACGUCAUUUGGAUCAUGACUUUCAUCCUCCAACCUCGCCAGGUGAUUUUCCUAUGGAAAACAAAGAUAAUGGCUCUUUCAGUGAUAAGUACAUUAUGAUGUCAGACAACAAUUCAUCAUCUUUCUUAGUUAACGAACAAGCAGCUAAGCUUGAAUAUUCUUCAGAAAUUCCGGAAAUUUUUGUCAACUACAAUUUCUUCAAAUCCAAGAAUGAAAAUUUCGAAUUACCUGAACCUCCUCAAUUACCAGCUCAUUUGAACAAUGUUCUUUUGAAUAAAAUUUCCAAUAACUCAACCAGUAAUUUACCUGCUCAAACCAACCCCAAUUUAUCAUUACCUCAAUUGGAUUCUUUCAAACAAUUCGAAGCUUCCACUUCAGGAUCAGCUUCCGGUAGUGUAGGAUCAGGGUCUGGAGGUUCUGGCCCAAGAAGACCACCAUUGAGAAGAGCUGAUUCAUCAUAUUAUGCUUCAAAUAGAGAGUCUUAUCAUCAAUCGAUUCCCAACCAUGUCAUAUUAAACCAUUUGAUGACAACAUCCAUAAGGAAUGAUGUACUUACAGUGGCCUGUAUAACUAGAUACUCUGGGAAAUUUGUUACGCAGAUAAUGCAUUCACCUGCUGAUGUUUAA
Molecule: messenger RNA, 1734 nt
Organism: Yamadazyma jaroonii
Lineage: Eukaryota; Fungi; Ascomycota; Pichiomycetes; Serinales; Debaryomycetaceae
Source: the annotation of a GenBank genome assembly